This is a messenger RNA of Schistocerca cancellata (South American locust), 2153 nucleotides long. RefSeq names its product cytochrome P450 6k1-like. Lineage: Eukaryota; Metazoa; Arthropoda; Insecta; Orthoptera; Acrididae. The record is from RefSeq and is a predicted model, not a curated record. Bases 368 to 1921 code for a protein of 517 amino acids. Gene Ontology annotation, molecular function: oxidoreductase activity, acting on paired donors, with incorporation or reduction of molecular oxygen; monooxygenase activity; heme binding. The transcript has 6 exons.
GUUGGCUGGUGGGCAUGCAUGCCGACUACCCGGCGAGCUGCUGUGUGCGGUACGCAACUCACACACUUGCUGCUGAGUCGAACAGUGCCGCUGACUCGUACAUGAAGAGUGGACGCGUUGGGAAGCGGCUGAGCGCAUUGCGCUACGAGAACUUUCAGGGACGUUUCCGUACUUCAUUCAGUAUAACAAAACCUUCCCUACGAACAGCUUCACGGAAGCAUGACAUCAUGCACAACAGUGACACCCGGGCUUUGUAAGAUGUCGCGUGUGACGGACAAAUAUUAUGUUUUCACCUCGCCUAUAGCGUGUGACAUUCUAAAUUCGAGAUCCAGUGCAGUGUGACGAAAACAAAACAUUCAGCACGAGAAUGUUGAGUGCUGUAAUUGUUACUUGGGUCAGCUUGGCGCUUGUAGCCGCCGUCGCUGCCCUGUCUUACGCUUACCUCUGGUCGCUGAACAACUACUGGAAGAGACUCGGAGUGCCGGCCACGCGCCCCGAGCUGUUCUUCGGCGACACCCGUCGUGUACUCUUCGCCACGGAGUCGUUCUCUGCCAUGCUACAGACGCUGUACAACCAGCUGGACGGCAAGCCUUUUGGGGGAUUUUACAUGAUGAUGACGCCGUGUAUUAUCCUGAGAGACGUCAGUCUCAUCAACCGAAUUCUCGUUACUGAUUUCUCGCAUUUCAGCGACAGACUAGGGAAUCCAUGGACGAAGACGACCGCUUUGGGACAGCAUAUGCUCAUCCUGACCGGUGUCUUGUGGGAGGAGAUGCGUCUGCGAACCAACCUGGUGUUCACCGUGGAGCACAUGCGGCGAGACUUCUUCCUGGUGAAGGAGUGUUGCACACGGCUGCAGGACUCGGUGAAGGCUCGCAUCAACGGGCAGCCCAGCCGCGAUUUGGAACUCAAGGACCUCCUCUCGUCGUUCACCACUGACGUUAUCGGGAUGUGUGCGUUUGGUAUCGAGUGUGGAGCUAUCGACGACCCGAAUUCACAGUUUCGACGCUUUGCCGAUAUGAUUUUCGAUAAAACCAGGAAGGGGUCGCUCCGCGGUAUGAUCUUACUCAUGCUGCCGCAAGUAUCCAUGCUCCUCGGUAGCAACUUCUUCUAUCCUCAUGUGAUGAAAUUCUUCAACAGAGUUUUCACCGAGACCAUCCACUACAGAAAGGGGAAAGGAAUUAUCAGAGACGACUUGAUGCACAUGCUGAUGGAAUUAAAAGAGAAGGGACUCAAGUCAGGAAAAAAUGGAGAAAGUAUAGAAAUCACCGACAGCUUCCUGGCAGCGCAGGUGCUGAUUGCGUUCGCACUUGCCUUCGACAUGAUGUCAUGGGCUAUGUGCUUCUGCUUGCACGAGCUAUCCCUCAAACCAGACCUGCAGACACGAGCCCGCAUGGAGAUUGACGCUGCCCUGCGGAGGCACUGCGGAGAGAUAAGCUACGAAGCUCUGCAAGAGAUGGCCUAUCUGGACAUGGUAGUGGCAGAAUCGUUGCGGAUGUACCCGCCGAUGGGGCAGCUCCUGCGGCAGUGUACCAAGCCGUACCGCGUACCUGGCAGCGACGUGGUGCUCGCGGAGGGCACCCUGGUGUUCGUGCCGGUGCUGGCGCUCCACAGGGACCACCGCCUCUUCCCGGAGCCGCUGCGCUUCAACCCGGACCGCUUCGCCGCUGGCGAGCUCCAGGGGUCCCCACUGGCCACCACCUACCUGCCUUUCGGCGCGGGACCGCGCAACUGCCCCGGCGACGCGCUGGCGCUGGUGCAGAUGAAGGCCGGCCUGGCGGCGCUGCUGUCGCGCUACGAGCUGCGCCAGUGUCCGCGCUCCUCCGGCAGCCCGGCCGCUCUGGAGCAGCACGGCUUCUUCUGCACGCCGGCUGGGGGGCUGUGGAUCCGCGUCUCGCCGAGGCCCUGGCUACCUGUCCUCUAGCAGGAACGAGCGUUCAUCGACACCUGGGACAUUUGUGGAGCAAACCAAUUUUUUUCUUACACCCGUGGCAAGGCUGAGCAUCUGUGACAUACGUAAACCGAAGUUACGUAUUCCCUAAACACAGAAACGUGCCAGCCAAUGAAAGAGCUUCCCCUUGAGAUUCUUCCUCAACACAUCUGCUAGCGGACUGUGGACCAGCGCUGUGUCCAUCGCCUUCCAAUCUUUCCUAUAG